Messenger RNA from Ctenopharyngodon idella (grass carp), 4697 nucleotides. It is a transcript of the gene tjp2a, whose product is annotated as tight junction protein 2a (zona occludens 2). Gene Ontology annotation, molecular function: cell adhesion molecule binding. NCBI's taxonomy places the organism in Eukaryota, Metazoa, Chordata, Actinopteri, Cypriniformes, Xenocyprididae. The coding region runs from base 342 to 3995 and encodes 1217 amino acids. Gene Ontology annotation, cellular component: bicellular tight junction; plasma membrane. Gene Ontology annotation, biological process: protein localization to cell-cell junction; establishment of endothelial intestinal barrier; positive regulation of blood-brain barrier permeability. The transcript is spliced from 24 exons. The record is from RefSeq and is a predicted model, not a curated record.
GGUCACGUGGUUUGGGAACGCGCGGCUAGACUCACCUGCGCGCUCAUGGGCACGCCCAUACCUGGACGAUUCAGGAAAUCUGGGAUUGUACACAGAAUCGAGCUGUUCAAUCUUUUUCUGGAAGUGUCCAGUCGCAUAUCACAAGGAAUCCCGCGUGUUUCUGUCAAGAGUUUACGGCGCUUCAGUAUCGGCCUCUCUAAAGUGACCAGUCCAACCAAAUAGAGUUAUUCCGAUCAAGCCGCUCCAACAGGGAAAGGUUUUCCUUGACCUACGAAACUCAAUAUUUGUGUCUGCGACGCCUCUCUGCUCCAAGCUACCCAGCCCUUUUACAGAACCCAGUCAUGGAGGAGACGGUGUGGGAGCAGUACACUGUGACCCUACAGAGGGACUCCAAGAUGGGCUUUGGCCUUGCUGUGUCUGGAGGGCGGGACAACCCAAACGAAGAAAGUGGAGAAAUGUCAAUUGUCGUAUCUGAUGUGCUGCAAGGGGGUCCUGCAGAUGGCUUGCUAUUCGAAAAUGACAGAGUGAUCCAGGUCAACGCUGUGCCCAUGGACGGUGUCCCACACUCCUUUGCAGUGCAGACUCUCCGCAAAUGUGGCAAAGUAGCCAAAAUCACGGUUAAGAGAUCUAGAAAAAUUCCCGUCAACGUGCUUAAACGUGCCCCAUCUCCAGAUGACCGUGUUUUCAGUGGCGACUACAAUGAUGACUAUGAUUACGACCAGGACCGGCGCAGCAUCUACAGCGGACGCAGCUACCCUGAUCGUGAUGCCAGCUUGGAGCGGGAGCGUGGCUAUCCAGACGAGCGGGGGCGUGGCUAUGAGCGCAGUCGCGGGAGGAGCAUGGAGCGAGGUGUGAGCCCCGACAGACCGUACAGAAGAGACGGCAGCCGUGGGCGAAUCCUGGACCACGAGCGCAGUCCCGAUCGGCAUCACCGAAGUGACCACAACCUGGAUCGCGACCAUAGUCCAGACCGACGUUUCCGAAGUGACCGCACGCUGGACCGCAACUACAGUCCAGAUCGACGCUAUCGCAGCGAACACACCCUGGACAGAGAACGAAGUCCAGACAGACGAUACCGCAGUGACCGUACACUGGACAGAUCCCAUAGUCCAGAUACUCCACACAGGCCAGAACCUGCUCGUGGCUACAGUAGAGAGAAUUUAGCCAGUGACCAUGAGCGCAGGAGGUACGAUCACCGCCAGGACGAACCCAUUAAGAGGAGUAACAGUCGAGACCAGCUGGAUAUCUUGCCCCCACCACGACACGAACCCUUGGAGAAGCCGCUCAGUGUGACUCUUCUAAAGAGCCACCCCAAUGAUGAAUAUGGCCUCCGUCUUGGCAGUCAGUUGUUCAUCAAAGAGAUGACGAGCACAGGCCUGGCAUCCAAAGAAGGCAAACUACAAGAAGGCGACGUUAUUCUGAAAAUUAAUGGUACGGUCACAGAGAAUCUGUCUCUGAGCGACGCAGGAAAGCUGAUUGAGAAGUCUCGUGGGAAGCUGCAGCUGAUGGUGCAGAGGGAUCGCAGUAAGGUUCUCAUCCGAAUCCCACCCAUGGCAGACAGCGACUCGGAAAUGGAUGAUAUCUCAGAGAUUGAGUCGUACCGCUCGUAUUCUCCUCAGGAAGAUAGGCGGAGCCAUCACUCAGACCUCUCAUCACACUCCUCUAAUGAGAGGCUACAGGAAAAAAACAGAGAUGAGCCUCCUAGCAGACUGGCUAAAAUGGGAGCGAUGCCGACUCCAUUCAGAGCAGCGCCAGCGGAGCUGCCACCUCCACCUGUAGAGAAAGACGAGCCUCGCAGUGAGUCUCCAGGACAGUGGCCCUCCAGGACAGACACCCCUGGACUAGAAGAAACAGAUGAUGAGAGUGUUUUUUUAAUAUAUGCAGUUCCUGUGGUAAAUGCUGCUCCAAAAAGUGUUCCGGUAAAAGCCAAAAGUCUACCAAAAGUUCCCUUGCGGCCCAGUCUGGAGGACCAGGAAAUUUAUGGCUCCAACACAGUGAUGGUGCGCUUUCAGAAGGGCGAUAGUGUUGGCCUGCGUCUUGCUGGAGGAAAUGAUGUGGGUAUUUUUGUCGCUGGUGUUCAGGAGGACAGCCCUGCUGACGUGGAAGGACUCCGCACUGGAGACCAGAUCAUGAAGGUAAAUAAUAUGGAUUUCAGAGGAAUGGUCCGGGAAGAUGCAGUUCUGUUUUUGCUGGAGAUUCCCAAAGGAGAAGAUGUGACCAUCUUGGCUCAAAGCAAACCUGAUGUAUAUAAAGACAUCCUGGCGUCUGGACGAGGGGAUAACUUCUUCAUCAGAACUCAUUUUGAGUACGAGAAAGAGCUUCCUCAGAGCUUGACCUUCUCCAGAGGAGAGAUAUUUAAAGUGGUGGACACCCUGUAUGAUGGAAAGCUGGGUAACUGGCUCGCCAUCCGCACGGACAAAGACAAUCAGCUCUUGGAGAAAGGCAUCAUACCCAGCAAGAGCAGAGCGGAGCAGAUGGCAAAUGUUCAGAAUGCACAGAAAGGUGCUGGCAAUGACAGAGGAGAUUUCUGGAGGCUCAGAGGUCAAAGAGCAGCCAAGAAAAAAGAUCUUCGCAAGAGCAGAGAGGAUCUCAGUGCUACACCAGUCACUACACGCUUCCCAGCCUACGAGAGAGUGGUGCUGCGCGAAGCUGGAUUUAGACGACCUGUCGUAAUAUUCGGCCCUAUUUCAGACGCGGCCAAUGAAAAACUUGGGAAUGAUCUUCCAGAUGAGUUUAUUGUCGCAAAGACAGAACCUAAAGACGCGGGCUCAGAGAAGUCGUCUGGUGUGGUGAGACUGAAUACUAUUCGUCAGAUCAUUGAGCAGGAUCGACACGCUCUGCUUGACGUCACUCCAAAGGCUGUAGACACCCUAAAUUACACCCAGUGGUAUCCCAUCGUCAUUUUCCUCAACCCAGAUAGCAAGCAGGGGGUGAAGACUAUGAGAAACCGCCUGGUUCCUGGCUCCAACCGCAGCUCACGCAAGCUUUACGAACAAGCAGUUAAACUGCGGAAAACCUGCUCACACCUGUUCACUGCUACCAUUGAUCUGAACUCUUCCCAUGAUGCCUGGUUUGGAAGUCUCAAGGAAGCCAUACGAGAACAACAAGAUAAAGCCGUCUGGGUCUGUGAAAGCAAGCUUGAUGGAUCUGAAGAGGAGUUGGAUCUCCAUGACGACCGUAUGUCAUACCUGUCGGCCAUGAGCGCAGACUACCUAAGCAUGGACAGCCGCCUGACCAGUGACUACGAGGAUACAGCGGAUGAGGGCGGCGCAUAUACAGAUAACGAACUUGAUGAAUCCACCGACGAGCCACAGCCCAUGUCGGCGAUUAGUCGCUCGUCUGAGCCUGUUAGUGAGGAGAGGCCCAUGCCUGUUCCCCAAGAGCGUUCAAAGAAACCUGCGAGCAGAGAGGUGCAGCGGGACCCCAGCCCGCCUCCAUCAUUUGUUCCAGAACCCCCUAAGGUCAGGUCAGCUUCACGUCCUGCUGACUCCAGGAGUUUUGACUCCCGUUCCAGCAGCACAAUCAGCAGUGAUGUUCCUGUCAGCACCAAACCCCUUCCACCGCCAGUAGCCCAGAAGCCCAGUUUCACGAUGAGGACAGGCCCAGCUGACGAAAUGACCUCUAACGACCCUGCCGAUGACCCUGCCAACCGCACCUUCCGGGGAAAGGUGAAGGCUUUUGAGCAAAUGGACCACCUGGCCCGGGCCAAAAGGAUGCUCGAGCUCCAGGAGGCUGAACAAGCACGGCUGGAAAUAUCUCAGAAACAUCCGGAUAUUUACGCAGUUCCCCACAAGCCGAAACCAAACCAAAACAGGCCACAACCAAUUGGUUCCAGCUCAAAUUCUGAGUCCCAGAGCUCCUCCAAACCACCAUAUUCAGAGAGCCGCUCUCACUACCGCGCUGAUGAAGAUGAGGAGGAAUAUCGACGCCAGCUGGCUGACCAAACCCGCAGAGGCUUUUACAAUCCCCAGAAAUACAACGACACUGAACUGUAACUCCCAAUGUCCCAUAAACCUCAUGGGCUGUACAGAGUCACAACAGAACAAGCCGAGUCUCUUCAAUGUGUCGGAUCUGUGUUGGGAUAUUUCCUGUGCAUGUCAUUGUCCACAAACCAUCUCUUGGAGCCACAGACAGCAGAUGGGAUAUUGUUCGCCACAUGCAUACACGCAGUAUAAACGUGCAAUUUAUAAAACAGCAUCUUUUUAUACCUGCAACGUUUUUAUAUGAAAUUUCACUGUAUAUUUCAUGUCUGCUUGUGAUUUUUUUUUUUUUUUUUUUUUUUCCCAGAAUAUUUUGUACGUCUUUAGUUUUUUAUUUUCCCACUUUGCCAUGUAUCUGUUUCUAAUGAAAGCAACUAGAUGGAGUUCACGUUACACUUUCCUCAUUAACACUACUGAAAUUUGCCAUAAACCAAAAGUGAAAGUGGGUUAAAUGUUAUUUUCCCAAAACAUUUACUGGAGUGCCUUAAUGUCAUUGAUCAAACGUGUAUUAACUGAAGUUUAGCAAAAUAUUGUAUUCUUGCUGCAUAUAUUACUAUGCUAUAAUUAUGUUAAAACUGGCUUAUGAUAAGAUAAUGUGUAAUGUUCACACUAUUGUUAUGCAUCUAUGAUCAGUGCUUUGGGAUUAACUACUAAUAAAACACAGAUUUGUGGAAUUUUUAAAUUUUAAAGACAAAUAAAUAAACCUGACUUUUAAUA